AUGUCCGGCUUCCGCCACGCCUUUUCGCUCUCAAAGCAACAAGUCCGAGACGCCGUUCCACCGGGAACAGUCUCGCUAUCGAUCCACUCCCACCAGAUCCUCCACGGCAGCUCUACGAGACAUACCGGCGAACUCAUCCUCGUCCCCCAACCCUCCGCCGACCCCGCCGACCCCCUCAACUGGGCCACCUGGCGCAAGGCCACCGUUCUAACAUGCGUUUCCGUCUACGCCUUCAUCGGCAACUUCACGUCGAGCAGUAUCGCAAGCGCAUUUCCGCUGUAUGCAACACCGCUCGCGUUUAAUCCGCCAAUCAGCAUGGGCCGGUUAAGUCACCUCGUUGCCGUGAACGUGCUCAUGAUGGGUGCGUCGAAUAUUUGGUGGGUGCCGCUGGCGAAUACCUUUGGGCGGAGACCGGUCAGCUUGAUCAGCAUUUUGAUCCUGCUCUUUUGCUCGAUGUGGGCGGGCCUUGCGAAGAGUUUUGAGAGUUUGCUAGCUGCGAGAUUCUUUAUGGGGGUUGGCGUUGGGCCUGCGGAUACGAGUAUGGCUUCCAUCUUGUUUGAGCUUGUUUUAUUGCUGAUGAUGGAAGUUGCACCGAAUAUGAUUGGGGAGAUAUACUUCACGCAUCAGCGGGGAAAGGCUAUGGGCUUCUACACCGCGCUCCUCUGCUUGGGCUCCCUCGUCGGGGGUAUCUCCGGCGGCUACAUCGCAGCCCACGGGCUCGAAUGGCUACACUGGGUGAACGUGAUCAUCACCGCGAUCCUCUUCGCCGCAUGUCUCCUCUUCGUCCCAGAGACCCUUUACAUACGAGACGAGCCAGCCCCCAUCCUGGCCACCGAGAAGUCAGCAAUCAAAGAAGGAGAGAGCGCCCAGAUCGAAGAAGUUACCAACAGCCCCCAGACCCAAUACAGCGACUUUACCUUCCUCCGCUCGCUCAAGAUAAACACCUACCACGGCAAUCUAACUCGAAACUUCAUCGCCCCCUGGCUGACCCUCCGCCUCCCAGGCGUCUGGCUCGUGAUGCUCUGGUACGCCGGUCUGGUCGGCGGAAUCGUAACCCUCAGCUCCGUCGGACCGACACUAGUCGCCUACCCGCCCUACAGCUGGGGCAAGAACGCCGGCCUGAUCAACGUCGGCGGCGUAAUCGGGUCGUUCCUCGGUGCGGCAGCAACAGUCGCGCUCGCCGACCGCGCCAUCGUGACUAAGAAAACGGUCAAAGACGGCGAGCUCUCCGAGCCCGAGGCCCGACUGCCCGUUGCACUGCCCGGAUUGGUCCUGGCGACGGUAGGCCUCUGGGUCUUCGGCUUCUGCGCUGAAGCCGCGACGCCGAAGAUGUGGAUUGGCAUGCAGUUCGGCAUUGGCAUGUUGGCGUUUGGGCUGAUGCAGGCGCCCAGUGUGGGGUUUAACUACGUGAUCGACUCCUACCGCUCCCUCUCGGCAGACUGCUUCGUGGCGAUCACCUGCAUGCGCGCGGUCAUCAGCUUCAGCUGGACGUUUUUCGUCGGCACGUGGGUGGAGAAGGCUGGGCCCGCGGUGCCGUUCGGCGUGUUUGGGGGCAUACUGGGGUUCUUUGCGCUCUUGUUGUUUCCGCAGUGGUACUGGGGCAAGAGGACGAGGAUUGCGACGGCGAACUGGGUGUGA
Molecule: messenger RNA, 1638 nt
Organism: Aspergillus mulundensis
Lineage: Eukaryota; Fungi; Ascomycota; Eurotiomycetes; Eurotiales; Aspergillaceae
Exons: 4
Coding region: 1-1638 (545 amino acids)
Biological process (GO): transmembrane transport
Molecular function (GO): transmembrane transporter activity
Source: RefSeq, a predicted model, not a curated record